AUGCGGCCUAGGAGCGAGAAUGUCUCUCGCGGCGGGGCCGUCCCCCCAAGCAGCAGCAGCAGCAGCAGCAGCAGCGGCAGUAGCAGCAGCAGCAGCAGCAGCGGCAGCAGUAGUAGUACUAGUAGUAGCAGCAGCAGCAGCAGCAGCAGCAGCAGCAGCAGCGCCAUCACUAUAUCAACGCUGUUCCCCCGCAGCAGCAGAUUCUCUUCUUAUAUGCGUAUAGAGCGCUGCAGCAGCUUAGGUCGCAGCAGCGCCCAGCAGCAGCAGCAGCAGCAGCAGCAGCAGCAGCAGCAGCAGCAGGUUGUAUAUGUUCAUGUGGCGCUGCAGCGGCGGGGCUUGCGGGAUGCUGACGUCGAGGAGUUUGGGCGUUGGCUGUCUCAGUGCAUGCAGCAGCAGCACCCCCGCACCAGCAGCAGCAGCAGCAGCAGCAGCAGCAGCAGCAGCAGCAGCAGCAGCAGCAGCAGGUUGCCUGCAUUGGUGGUACUAUCUCUAGACCUUGCGGAGAACAACAUAAGCGGGAGCGGUGCUGCUGGUUUAUUAUAUGUUUUAUCGUGCUGCUGCAGCAACAUAAAAAUAAAUAAAUUAAAACUAUAUAAAAAUAAUAUAGGUGAUGAGGGAGCAGCAGCAGUUGCUGCUUAUAUAACAAAGACAGCAGCAAAAGGAUGCUUGCUGCUGGAGGAGCUGCACCUCUCGCACUGCAGCAUCAGCAGCAGCGGGGCCCUUCUCGUAAUGAAUGCUGUUGCUGCUGCUGCUGCUCCUGCUGCAGCAGACGCCAGUGCUGCUCCUGCUGCUGCUGCUGCUGCUGCUCCUGCUGCUGCUGCUGCUGCUGCUUAUGUUUACCCUCGCCUCGAUGCAAGGAAGAAGGCUCAGCUUUGGUGCGUCAGUGGGCUGCAGACCAGUGCUGCUGCUCCUGCUGCUGCUGCUGCUGCUCCUGCUGCUCCUGCUGCUGCUGCUGCUGCUGCUGCUGCUUAUGUUUACCCUCGCCUCGAUGCAAGGAAGAAGGCUCAGCUUUGGUGCGUCAGUGGGCUGCAGCAGCAAAACAGAAGAGAGGAGCUGCUGCUGCUGUUUGCUUCGCCGACAAGCAGCAGCAGCAGCAGCAGCAGCACUGCACACCAGCUCGCUGCUGGAAGGCCACCACGCAUGCUGCUGUACCUGUCACAGUGCCGCAGCACCCCAGCAGCAAUACCUCUGGGGGACCUGCUGCUGCUGCUGCUGCUGCUGCAGUUCCAGCAGCAGCAGGAGGAGCAGCAGGCCAGCGUUCAGACAGUGCCGCAGCACCCCAGCAGCAAUACUUCUGGGGGAUCUGCUGCUGCUGCUGCUGCUGCUGCAGUUCCAGCAGCAGCAGGAGCAGCAGGCCAGCGUUCAGGUGCAGCAGCAGCAGCAGCAGCACCAGCAGCAGCAGCAGCAGCAGCAGCAGCACCAUCGUCUGCUCAGCGGCUCAAAUGUGCUGCUGGCAACACACGGCGCCAGCAACAGCAGCAGCAGCAGCAGCAGCAGCAGCAGCGGGGCAACAAAGCAAUAGCAGCAGCAGCAGCGGCAGACAGCAGCAAGCAGCAGCUGCUGGUGGUGGCCGCCGCAGUUGUGACGCUGCUGCAGCAACAACAGCAGCAGCAGCAACAACUGCAGCAGCAGCAACAACUGCAGCAGCAACAACAUUAG
Messenger RNA from Eimeria mitis, 1659 nucleotides. RefSeq lists its product as uncharacterized. The transcript is spliced from 8 exons. Gene Ontology annotation, molecular function: transcription coregulator activity; protein binding. The record is from RefSeq and is a predicted model, not a curated record. Lineage: Eukaryota; Apicomplexa; Conoidasida; Eucoccidiorida; Eimeriidae. Gene Ontology annotation, biological process: regulation of transcription by RNA polymerase II. Bases 1 to 1659 code for a protein of 552 amino acids. Gene Ontology annotation, cellular component: nucleus; SWI/SNF complex.